Phytophthora nicotianae INRA-310 is the source of this 261-nucleotide messenger RNA. RefSeq lists its product as hypothetical. The record is from RefSeq and is a predicted model, not a curated record. Lineage: Eukaryota; Oomycota; Peronosporomycetes; Peronosporales; Peronosporaceae. The transcript has a single exon. The coding region runs from base 1 to 261 and encodes 86 amino acids.
AUGUGGAAUGAAGUCGAAAGCCAACAAGCUGUUGCUGAUAUCGACGAAGCCAUUAAGUGGAUCACCACAAUCGACUUUUCACUUGGAGUCGGGUCGUUUACCGUUAUUCAAGAUCUUCAGUUCCGUCCCAAGCUCACGUCACUGCCGCUGAGUUUUGAAAGUGUUAGUGUACCAGGGUUACACGCAAGUGGCUACAUGAAGCCACUUGAUUACGACAAUGGUUUUCACGUUGGUGUGGGAUACACCAAUGGUUACGUUUGA